UUAGAUUUUUUGUUGUUGUUGUAUUUUUUUUUUCAAUACCCCGUACAGUAGAUGGCGACAAUACACCAAGAUGUGUAGUCUGCCAUAAAACUUAAAAGAAGAAGAAAAAAUAACUAGUGACCCUUUCCGGGGCGAAGUUUAAGCCACAGGUUACAAAACUGUUGCGAAGUUCAUUGAAAUUAUCCAGACUUUUAUAUCAAAACAGUGCAGACAACGAACUAUUAGAUUGCACGAGUCAUGUUGUUCGUAAUUAUUACAUAGAAUUAUAUGUAUUGUUACGUUUCUCAUGGGUUUCAGAUAUUAGAUAUAUCGUAGGAUGUCGUAUCGGUACUGUAGCUGGUUAACUAGUUAGCUUGCUGUUUUGGUUUCUAGCAUAGCAUCAUCAAGCAGUUUUUUCUGGACACGGAACAAUGUUUUUUGGUGCAAUUGUACAGUUGUUUACAGAACUAGGAGGACCUAUACCAAACGCUGAAGAAAGUGCAGCCAUGGCAGGAAGAGUAAACACCAGCCCUCCGGUGAAAUGCUUGUUCACGAGCAAUGAGUCAAUAGUCACGAUCAGUCUUCUACGGUGAGCUAGUGUAAAUUUACUUUUAGGUCGUGUCAUAUUCCUCAUGUGACAUGUCCUCGCCGUCACCGGUACAAAUUCGGGAGGCGAACGCACACCUGGCCGCGGUGCACAGGCGGGUAGCAGAACUGGAGCAGCGGCUCGAGGCAGCAGAGAACACCGUGAGGGAGCAAGCGGAGAGUCUCAUCAGGAAGGACGAGCAAAUGAGGGCUGCUACCCAGGAGAUCACCGAGGCCAAGAAUAAAGAGAUUUACUACCUCCACGAGAAGCUGUGCAAGUCAGAGGACACCAUCCAGAGGUUUCAGAACAUGGUCAAGGAGAAGGAUGCUAUGAUAGGCCAGUUGCAACAUCGCUGCCAGCUCCUGGACAACAUCUGUAAGAGCAGGCCUUUACUAGACAGUAUGCUGUUCCAUAUGGCUGAGGCAGAAAGACUUGGGCCAGUGGUGGGGAUGGGUGAAACCACUGUCAAAACAUCCCUCACAGACGGGGAGUCAAACUGCAGUCCCAAUCGCAUCUCUAACCACAAAGACUUCUCUCUCAGUGAGGAUGACCAGGAGCUAGAUGAGAUAGUGUUUGGAACAACUGUAUAGUACAAGGCCCCUGAGAAGAGUUAGGUUAGUGAAGAGGUUCUAGAAGAGGGUGGUAGAGGCAUGAGUCAUUUCAAAACAUCUGCAUGUUGUUAUUGAAUUUAAAAAAAAUCUCAAAUAGAACAUUUGUGCUCUAAGUAGUUCUUUAUACUCUGCAGAUAACUUACAAGUUAAUAUGAUGUCACAUGGGGGAACUGCUUAACACGUUAUGAAGCCUUUGGUUUAACCAAAUAAAGGGAAACUAAUCUGCCUUGAUUCCACAUCUUAACCAGACAAUAACCAGGUGUCCAUUUGACAUCAGUUUCUGUUGUUUUAACUGCUGUAUUUUUGUACUGUAAUAUUUGGAAAUGGUGUAAACAUUACCUCAUGUUCAGCUCAAAGUGUUCAAACGUCAAAAAGUGUUGAGAAGGUCAGAGUUCAGAAAGUACAUCUGUCGCACAUGCAAGGCUAGGUUCUACUGCAUCCCAUGCAUUUGACUAUAUAGUAUACACGUUUCAGUCAUUCUGCACUGUGACAAUUAAAUUUAAAGUGCUUGAGGUUAUUUUCGGGGAGUGUACUUACUCUACACGUAUCCCAUGUAAGCAUGACAUUUUAAUGGUUAAUCUAAGACAUACAUUAGCCUCUUGUUGGCGUCAAUAUUUGCUUCAGAGAAGCAAAGUCUAUGCAACAAUUAAGUUUGCGUCACUCUUACAGUACACUCACUCUUGCAUUAUAGAAGAUGCUACAUAGAUGUGACAUUCCAGUAGGGUCAAAAGCAAGGGAAAUCAUGCCUAAAGCAGGGGAAAUCAUGCCUAAAGCAGGGGAAAUCAUGCCUUGUGCUCUCAUAAUAAUAGUGUACUGUUUUGCUUAGUCAUUAUAUAUUGUGUUGGCUUAAAUCAUCAGGUGGCUAAAAGUAUUGUGUUAUGUCUGCUGUGUCUUUCAGUACAACUGCAUGAUUGUGCAGCUUAAACUGUUCUUGUGAUCAUUGUACCUGUGCUUUAACACGGGAACGGUUUUGCCUCUGAACUGCCAAACGUGUGUUGCUCUGUUCAUUUAAGAAAAUAUUUUCUGAGAAGUGGUAUUUUGAUUCAAUGAGGGAUUUUUUUUUUUAGCAACAGACCAGUCUGUCUGCUACAUUAAUAAAUUAUUUAUUUAUACAAUAUUUACUUCAUUUAUUUGGAAAAAGACAAAGUUAAUAGCUUGGCAGUGUCAUUAGCUACUUUUCCUACUUCAGGGAUAAUGUGACUGAAAAACAAUACUUAAAUCUUUGUAAAACAUUCCCCGUGCCUGUGUCUUCACUAGAGGGGUAUGGUGCUUGACACAAAGGCUAUGGUGGCAAUGUUAUUUUGACAACGCUAUCCCUAUGGAGAUGCAUACGUUAGAAGUUAUGCGAGGAAAGUUUCGAUAACUGCUCAAGACACCUAUAGGCAGGAAUGCAACCCAAUUGUUUUUACCCCAGAAUAUUCAUGUACUGAGAUUUCAUUGUAUAUUCUGGGAAGGAUUUUAGAAAAGUUCAUAGUGGGCAUAUCAAGGGAAAGAAGAACAACAUUUAACACUAUUGAACGUACAUAGUAAUCUUUAUUAAUUUCAAUAUAAAACAUUUUCAUAGCAGGAGUGACCAAUGUGACUUUUCCCCUCCCAUUCAUUUAGAUAAACAUUGAGACAAUAAAAAGUAAUUUUGCACAAUA
Molecule: messenger RNA, 2819 nt
Organism: Salvelinus fontinalis (brook trout)
Lineage: Eukaryota; Metazoa; Chordata; Actinopteri; Salmoniformes; Salmonidae
Product: vimentin-type intermediate filament-associated coiled-coil protein-like
Exons: 2
Coding region: 619-1155 (178 amino acids)
Cellular component (GO): type III intermediate filament
Source: RefSeq, a predicted model, not a curated record